Molecule: messenger RNA, 1431 nt
Organism: Coffea arabica (coffee)
Lineage: Eukaryota; Viridiplantae; Streptophyta; Magnoliopsida; Gentianales; Rubiaceae
Source: RefSeq, a predicted model, not a curated record
AUGGCCCUCAAUGCUGAGUUGAGCUAUGACACUGAUCCAUCGAAAGACAAGCUUGUAGCAUUACAGGAGGCUCGGGCUCAUCUUCGGAGGUCGCAGGGGGUGGAGCAUAUGUUUUGGCAACAAAAAUCAAGGGUCAAAUGGUUGAAGGAUGGAGAUCGAAAUUCGAGAUAUUUCCAUGCAGUGAUGGCAGAGCGCCACCAACGGUCGGUAAUCCAUCGGAUUAAAUCAUCCGCUGGGGAUUGGCUGGAGUCUGCGGAUGACAUUGAGAGCGAAGCCGAAUCCUUUUUUAAACGGUUAUUUACGGAUAAUGAGAUGCUAGACGAGAUCCCAUAUAAGGAAGAAGUUAAGUCGGUGAUUUUUGCUAUGGAUGGUGGGAGUGCGGCUGGGCCGGAUGGGUUCUCGGGUAAGUUUUUUGCGUGUGCAUGGGACAUUGUGGCAGAGGAUGUCCACGCGGCUGUGGUAAGUUUCUUCUGUGGAGAGGUGCUGCCUAGGAGUAUAUCUUCCACUUCAAUAGUGCUGAUUCCGAAGGUCCAGUCUCCUCAGGAUUUUACCCAAUUCCGUCCGAUUAGCUUGUGUAACUUUAUCAAUAAGGUGAUAUCCAAGGUCUUGUCGGACAGAUUAGCAAGGAUCUUGCCGAAGAUUAUUUCUCCUCAGCAGAGUGGCUUUGUGAAAGGAAGGCAUAUCUCUGAUAAUUUUCUGUUGGCUCAGGAGCUUAUAUCUGGAAUUCGUCGCUCUAAUAAGGGAGGGAAUGUGGUGUUAAAGUUGGACAUGGCCAAGGCUUACGACCGCGUUUCAUGGGUUUUCUUGUUACAAGUACUGCGUCGAUUUGGUUUCACGGAGAGGAUUAAGAGUAUUUUGCGGCAUGUUAUGAGGGUAUUGGGGAAGUAUUGUAGUAUGUCUGGGCAGCAGGUAAAUUGUCAGAAGAGUUGCUUUGUUACUCAUGAUAAGUUGAGCCCUGCUCGUCGACGUGUGGUGUCACAAGUUUCUGGUUUUCAGGCCAAGUCCCUCCCACUUAAGUAUCUUGGAUGUACUCUCUAUUUCGGAAGACGGAGAUGUAGCUACUUCUUUGACAUCUGCUCCUCAGUUGCAAAGCGGGUUCUAUCGUGGAAGGAAAAGUUAUUGUCGCCUGGUGGGCGUUUGGUUUUAAUCAGGAGUGUUUUGUCGUCGUUGCCUCUACACAUCCUUGCUGUCACGGUUCCUCCAAAGGGUGUGCUUCAUACCCUUGAGAAGGUUUUUGCAAAUUUCCUUUGGGGAAGGUCUGAGGGGGGUAAUCGCUACCAUUGGAUUAGAUGGGAGACUAUGUGCAAACCGCUUGAUGAAGGGGGGGGUCGGCGUGCGGUCCCUGGCGGAUGUGUUGGAGACAUUUUCAGUGAAGCUAUGGUGGUCCCUCAGGCAAUGUUUAUCCCUCUGGGCAGAAUUUAUGCACGCUAA